Anopheles nili is the source of this 687-nucleotide messenger RNA. RefSeq names its product actin-histidine N-methyltransferase-like. The transcript has a single exon. Gene Ontology annotation, molecular function: histone H3K36 methyltransferase activity; transcription coactivator activity; protein-L-histidine N-tele-methyltransferase activity. The coding region runs from base 1 to 687 and encodes 228 amino acids. NCBI's taxonomy places the organism in Eukaryota, Metazoa, Arthropoda, Insecta, Diptera, Culicidae. The record is from RefSeq and is a predicted model, not a curated record. Gene Ontology annotation, biological process: peptidyl-lysine trimethylation; positive regulation of transcription by RNA polymerase II; peptidyl-lysine dimethylation.
AUGGCUCUGUCCAAGGGAAAGGCGAAAGAACUGAACGGACUUGUUGAGGAACUGCUGAAGCAUGGCUUUAAAGAAGCAAACACCAUCGACGAGCAGCAAGCACAGCACCGGAACCUGUGCGGCGUACUGGACCGCAUCCGACGGAUCGAACCGAAGCUACGCACCACCAACGGACACACGAGGUUAGAAAACGUGGACAGCUUCACGCAAUGGGCGCUCGCAAACGGUUGCCAAGCGCAAAACGUGCGCAUCGCAGAACACACCGAGUACGGGGGACUCGGGUUGGAAUCGACCGGCUUCAUACCGGACGGUGAGUGUGUCAUCACCGUACCACGGAAGCUGUUCUUUUACGUCACCGGUGAGCCACGGUACCGGAAGCUGCUCGAGCUAAUGCCCGCCGCCAUGAUGAGCGAACCCGGCAACAUGCUGCUUGCGCUCGCCCUUAUCAUGGAGCGCUUUCGGACGAAAAGCUUCUGGAAGCCGUACCUGGACAUUCUGCCCGAUCGGUACACGACACCGUUGUUCUACACGCCGGACGAUAUGGCCGAGCUGGCCGACACGGAGGCGCUUCUGCCGGCGCUUAAGCUCUGCAAGAACAUCGCCCGCCAGUACGGUUUCGUGCGGAAGUUUGUCCAGGACCAGGUCGAAGAUCUGCGGGAUUGCUUCACGUACGACGUUUACCGGUAA